AUGUCCCAGUUCCUUUCCAUCGUAGGCUGGGCUUUUCUUCCAGGCAUUGCGACGUCCUGGAUACAGACCAUCUACUAUGGCCUUACGAUCCGCGCCGGCGACCCGAAGCCCGCGCCGGGCUCCCCGCGACACACCUCUCACCGCAACACGAUUCACAUCCUCGUCGUGGCGACAUACCUCCUGUACACCAUCUACGAGGCCAACUACGACCUGCGCAGCGCGCCGUCCUUUUACACGGAGCUGGGGAUCCCGGUGACGGCGGCCGACCGCGAGAUCAAGUCGCGCUUCCGGCGGCUCGCGGCGCUGCACCACCCCGACAAGGCCGGCGCGUCCAACGGCGGCGGCGACGCGGCCGCCUCGUCGGCCUUUUUCAUCCACCUCAAGACGGCGAGCGACACGCUGCAGGACGCGGCCAAGCGGUACGCGUACGAGCGCUUCGGCCCGGCCAUGCUCGCGUGGUCCAAGUGCGUCACGGUCCGGGACUUUGUGACGCACGGCGUCGUGUACACGAUCCUGCCGUACUACGCCGUCGCCGCCGCCACCAUCUACGCCUUCGGCCUCCUCGGGUACAUGGACUUUGCCAAGUUUUACCGCUGGCUGCUGCUCGUCACGCUGUGCCUGCUCGAGGUGACGGUGGCGACGCGGCCCUCGUUCCCGGCGCCGCUCGGUGCGCUCAACGCCGUGCUGGGGACGGCGUCGCGCGGCGGCGUCCCGCCGUACCUGCCGUUUGAGCUGGUGCACCUCGCGCGCAAGAUUACCCUGACCGUGUACAUUGCGCUGUCGCAGAUUGGGCCCAUCAUUACCGCGCAGCUCAACCCGCACGCGGACAAGGGCGUCGAGGACGAGGACAAGGCGCUGCAGGCGGGCCUGCUGCGGCUCGAGGGCCUCACGCGCCAGAUGGACGCCGAUGCGGCGCGCCUCAUCGACAUGGAGCUCACCCCGUUCAAGGGCGACGAGGAGAUGGCGGGCCGGAUGCGCACCAAGAUGCGCGAGUGGCUCAUCAACAACACCAUUCGCUCGGAUCCCAUGGUCAAGGAUGCGCUGGGGAACUCGUUUCAGAAGAGGCGCAUCGACGCCCCGGCGGGCGCCAAGGGAACUAGAUAG
This is a messenger RNA of Akanthomyces muscarius, 1104 nucleotides long. RefSeq lists its product as uncharacterized. The coding region runs from base 1 to 1104 and encodes 367 amino acids. Lineage: Eukaryota; Fungi; Ascomycota; Sordariomycetes; Hypocreales; Cordycipitaceae. The transcript is spliced from 2 exons. The record is from RefSeq and is a predicted model, not a curated record.